Molecule: messenger RNA, 5723 nt
Organism: Dicentrarchus labrax (European seabass)
Lineage: Eukaryota; Metazoa; Chordata; Actinopteri; Moronidae
Exons: 8
Coding region: 1900-4383 (827 amino acids)
Source: RefSeq, a predicted model, not a curated record
GUACGUAGAAAAAGAAGUUUGAAUGUAUUACAGAUAUUCAGUCAUUUUCCCUUGCACUCACCUGUUUGGGCAACAGUUGCUGUCUCUCCUUGUACAAUUUCUUUGUUUCAGCCACUACAGAUGCCCAACCUCCCCCUUCCUAACACAAGAUACCAGGUCCUUUUGUGUUUUUUAUAUUGUAAUGUCUAGACGCAACUUUGCACAUAAAUACAAGAUCCUGCAGGAUACCUCAGAUGUAAAACACAUCAACGGGGGGUCGGCACCGAUACCUGCAAUAGACAAAAGGGAGUGAAAACACUUCCUGGAGGGGCAGACCCCUGCAGCAGACAAAGGGAUGUGAAAGAGGUGUUCCUCAGGUAUAAAUGUUUAGGUCUCCCCAUGCUCGAGGUCUUUCUUCAUCUUUGACCAUUCGCGUGUUGAUUGACCUUUUCUUUGCAAAGAAACUAAAACCUUGUCGGCCAGCAGAAGUUCUCUAUUUCAUUCUUCACCAGCAGCACAGAAAUUCACAACAGGAUAGCCAGCUUUAAGGUGCUUUAUCAGGUUUGAUCAAUUGUUCCUUUUUUCCUGGUCAGAGCACCUGUAGUUAUUUGCAGUCAAACUCCUUACCAGUACCUGUAGUGACGUAGAAUAGUUUGAUUCCUGAGAAAGCACACGAGUCAUGACAAUAACCAUUGUUAUUACAUGAUGUGUCAUUGUUCAUACACAGACAUGUCUACUCUGCUCACUAGACCCCUCCCUCACUGCGCCCCAGCCUCAGGAAGAGUGGCUUCCAACUUUAAAGCUCUCCCCUCUCUGAGGGGUAACAUCAAGAAAAAGAGCAAGAGGAAGAACUGGUUUGUCAGUUAAUGAUGCUAUGCUCUGGGCACAGAGAAUGAGGAAACUGAGACAGAAGGAAGGAGGGAUCAAAAUACAAAGGCUGGAAAACAUAAGGCAGCAUAAAAUCGCAGCAGAGGGACAAAGAUAGAGCGACCAAGGAACACACACAAAGAACCUGCCAUUAAGAGAGAGAAGUGGUAAGAAACUGCACCUUAUCAAAAAAUACAUUGAUACAGUGAGGUAAACUGGUUAAAUAUGAAUGAUGUUGGGAGAUUCAGCUGUUGCUGUAGCGAUUAGCUACAUUUUAACUGCUUAAUAUUCUGUUUAAUCUGUAAAAACACAUUACAAAUUCACUUUAUGUUUUCUUUAUAAAAUCUAUGUGUGAAGUAACUAACUUGUAACUAUAAUUGUCACAUAAAUGUAGCUGUUGACUAAGAAGCACGAUAUUUCUCAAUGAAAUGUAGUGGAGUAGAAGUAUAAAUUAGCAGAAAACAGUACUCAAAUAAAGUACCAGUACCCUAAAAUUGUAUUGUAUGUAACUUGAGUAAAUGUACUUAAUAAUUUCCACAACGGGAUCUAAUAUGAGGUAUUAACAAAUACUGAACAUACAUAUAGGCAAUGCUGUAGAUCAGAAAGAUAUAAAUGAAAAAUAUCCUGUUAAUGUGGGAUGUUACAUUAUGCACCUGAAAUAAAUCAGUGUUGACUUUUGAUUUCAUGUGAUGGCCAGGUAGUAAGCAGAGGUUAAAUGAAUUGUUAAAAAAAUCACAAUCGUGUCUUCAAACUGGAACAAUCUGGAAUAACAUAUCAUAAUGGUGGUACUUGGAGAGCCUGAUAUUUUCUGAGGUAGUACGUGCUGUGAAAAAUGUGAGAAACAUUGGUCUAGUCCAUUUACAGGUCUUUUAUACGCAUUGGCAUGAGACUGGGCUGCAUUAUGCUUUUGCUUUGUUGUUAGUAAUAUGUGUUAUAUGGAUAAUAUGUUUUGUCUCUCUCACAUUGGAUACUCUACACAGAAAAAGUCACCUGCACAUUAAAUGGAUACAUGCUCAAAAAUUCUCCCUGACAAGAAAAAUCUAAACACUGAUAAUGACCUCACACACAGGCUUUGGUCACACUCAGAGUACUGCUGGACACAACCACAUACGCUCAAACAAGUUGCCCACAUACUGGCUCUGCACCAUGUCAGAUCCAAAUCUAGAUAUUUGUACUUCUGGGAGAUUGAAGGGUUCCACCUCUGCUUUUAUUCCUCAAGUGGGUGAUGCAAAAGCACUGAUUCCUCCCCCACUACCUCUCAAACGCCACCAGAGGUCACCUGAAUUUGAGACAACUUUAAGCCAGGGCCCACAACUGAAAGCCUUUAAUAUAGAGAGCUCACUGGCAUGUCAGACUUCUCUUGGGGAAGUCCCAGGGGAAGUACAUGACAUUCACAGUAGCCGCAUAUUUGGAAUUUUACCAAAAGUGGAACAAAAAUGCCACAAAAAUGAACAAACACAGUUUGCUCCAAGACCUCCUCUUACACCACCUAUAAAACCUCCACGGCCUAAUAAGCCAAAAAAGGCUGAGCUAGAGGAAGAAAAGACAGGAGACAAGAAGAACAGGCAUGAGCAAGAGCUGAUGGAAAGAAAUGAGAAUACAGAAGAGAAUGAAGAAACAUCUAAAAUAGAAAGUCAUCUGCACGUAGGUAAACCUCCACGGCAGAUCUUAGUAAUAUUUACAGAAUAUCUACGGGAGAAAGGUGGAGAGGACAGGGGAAAGGAAGAUAAAGAACCUAAUAAUAUUGAGCUGACCACUACCUUGACAGAAAAUUCAUUCCUGCUAGCAAUGAAAGGCUCAGACCUUACCUCAGAUGAAGAACCUGACAUGGCAGCAACAAACAGAAAGUCUAUAGUUUCAGUGAAACAAGAACCAACAAUUCCACCACAGCCUCCUCCAAAGACACAUCAGAAGUGUCCCCCAAAACCACCAAUCAAACCUCUACAGCUCUUCAGCGCCAUGAGGUCCAGGAUAGAAGAGGAAACAGAGAGUAGGAAGCAGGUGGAUGAAUGGUUAAGAGACAAUGGCUUGGUGGACAAAGAAAGGAAUGAAGAGGAAGACGAAGGAAAGGAUGGAGGAAAGGUAAAUGUAGAUACAGAGUCAAUGACACCAACCAUGACAGAAAUGCCUUCCCGACCAAAAGAAAUAGUAAUGAAGUCCAUCCCCAAGUCUUCAGUGUAUCAGGAGGUGGAACUGCCAAGAGCAGGGCAAAGAUUUUGUCUCAUGCCCCCUUGUAGAAACAAACCGUCAGAAAUCACAACUGAGAACAAAACUCUUCAUCAGUCUCAGCUCCCAGGGAAACAACACCUGAACCAUGCAGAUGGACAAGUCCAUCCUGGUCCUCUUCCACAAAAGAUUCCUAUUCCUGUCCCAUGGGUACAAGACUCUGAAGUAAUUUCUAAGUUGCCAUCUGGACAUCAGGAAGGGACAGAGGUGGUGGGGUCGAAGUUGGAUCCACAUCAGCUGGAUGCACAGGAAAUUGCUGAGAUGCUUUUGGAUGGAGAACUAAAGCAAACAAACCAGAAGACCAAUGCAAGAGGAAAGGUGAAACAGCUUGCCAAGAAGGUGAUCGGUAGAUUGAAAGAGGGACGAGAGGACAAAAGAAGAAGCAAAGCGCUAGAGAUGGAAAUAGAUGAUACUGAACUGACACAGGAUGAAAAGUGGCAUGGGGAAGAAGGAGGAAUGAAGGAUGAGGAGAAAGAGGAAGGGAAUGAUGCAGUUACUGUGGACCAAUCAGCAGUGACAGAGACACAGAGCUAUGCUGACCGGAUGAAAGGGAGGAUUGCAAGAAGAAAUGCAACAUCUGAAAGUCCUUUCAGCUCCUUUAAAGUCUCCAGUCCAGUGAAGCUAGUGGAAGAGCUCCUGUCGGGUGAUGAGUGGUCACAGUUCCUGCACAGAGACCAGAGCCCCAUGAAUGACCCCCCUCCAUGCCAGACACACUUGGAGGACACGGGACAGCUCAGUGCGAACUUCCAGUUAAACUCCAGUGGUGAACAGGGCCUCACUCUGGAUGUGUUUGAAGGCGACCAUGCUGUCCCAGAAGAUCCCGUCUAUGAGGAUAUCGACCUGCCAACUAUUAACAAAGAAGAGCAGCAAACACGUGAGCAACAGGAGAACAGAGCACGCAGCACUGCUAUUCCAAGUAUACUGCUGGAGAGGGAAACAAAUCCGAUGAGCCCCGGGACCAAAGACAUUUAUGAUACAGUGGUGUUUAUAGAGCCUGUGCAGCCAGUCUAUGUCAAGUCGCAGUGUGUUUUGAGCACUUCAGUUCAGAAGUACAUCAUCAAGCUGAGCAAGAAGAGGAAACACAGACCACCACAGAAAUGGCAUCGCCAUAACAACCAAGCGGAUACCCUCAACCAGUCUACUACCUCCACCUCUCCACAAGUAUUCUCCACCUCCAUCUUCUACAACGUCCCACCUUCAGGAGGAGAGGAGCUGCUCUCUACAGUAAAGCCUGGAGCAAGCAGUCCCAGUCUGGCCAAGAUAAAGACCAUACUGAGAGGAUCAUCACCAAAGGAGGACAGAGGAAAGUAAUGGAUGCUUAAUCCAUUUUAUUCACAGUGUGUUCAAGGUAAUGCAGCCAGCGGUUUGGCAGGUGCCCGCCGUUAGCUCGCGACGACGCUCACACAUGACGUAGUUGAUAAACAGUGCACACUCAUUUCAAAUCAUAAAGCAGCAGUCAGUGGGAGUCUAUCGGCAGCAGUUGGUGAGAGUGAGUGAAGGUGUGUGGUGACUGGUAUUGUUUGGCUCGUAAAAACACAGAUACAACUUAGGCUUUUAUUCAUAUAAAAUAGUUUGUCUGAGUACAAAAGUUACCUGGGCCAUCAUUCAACACCUGUCUUUACCCUACUAUUUCAUGUGGCUGCUGUGAAAAAGGCCUAUAGGGCCCAACUUGAAACUGAAGUAUUGACGCACGUUAAUCAGUCAGUCGUUGAUGAAUAUGUGAUGGAUAUAUGUUCCAGGAGCUCAAUGUGCAGUAACCAUGAUUACUUCCUGUAUAUUGCACUACAGGUCUGUACCUUGUUUUUGUUUACUUUAAUCUUGUUUGCACCUAUGUGUGGUCUGAUCACUCCCAUUGAAUGUUGCACUUUUUACUGUACUGCACUAUAUAAAGAUGGGUAGCAAUAGAGUCUGUCUUAUCUCUUACUUCCUUAUUAUGUAUAUAUUAGUCAAAGUGACAUAUUGUUGUUGUUACAAGGAAUACUAAAUGACUUCAUGACUUACUGUACCAUUUUGAGUUUACCCUUCUCAUUACAGUUAUGUAGAUUCUUAAAGGCGCUGUAAGUGAUAUCUUUUUGUUAUAAUAAGUGUUAAAUAGCUGUACAUUCUGACAGCCAUCACUGAUACAGAGUGUUUACUCAGUAACGUGUCUCCGAGUCCCUCCUGUAGUAAACAGAGAAUAAAUGUUCUGGUAUCCUGUUCCCACUUUAUCCAAUCAGGAGAGAGAACUCCACAAAGAGAGCUGAAUGCAGUGAUGUGGGGACGAGGGAGGGGACUGCUAACUGAAAGAGCAGACAGGAGCCAAAAUGCCAAUUUUGCUUAGAGCACCUUUAAUGCUUGUAGGAAUGAAAGGAGGCGACACAGUGUGUUGACUGUAUGAGGAGUGUGUGUCAGUGACAGUGUCAGCAUGAUCCCAAAUGAAUGCUAAUGUUGCUCUGUGUCUGCUGUAUGUGUAAAACAUUUGCUAACAUGUUAGGCACAUCAACUUAAAAGGUGAUGGUAUGUCAGAGUUGUUUCUGCUGCCCCCAUGUGGGAAAAACAGUUAUAAUAAUAAUACAUAAUAUAUAAGCUGAAACGGGUACAUUAAUACAUAAUCAAAUGCAAAAUUAAAUGAAUAAAUUGUGGUACUUGAUGGGAAAUGCAUCACUACAUAA